AUGGCCCCCGUCCCUGAAUUCUGGAAUGUCUCAUCACGAGAGUUCCAGAAGCACAUUCGGAUUGUCCCCGAGUCCAACGAGCCCCCAGUGCCUUUCCCACUCGUGCUAGCGCCGUCCGACUCUUCGGCAACCCUAUCUGACGUGCUUGACGGUGUCAAGAAAGAACUUGCCCCCAAGCCCAGCGACACGCUCGAGUCCAGCCAUAUCCGCAAGCUCCUGGACAACAAUGGCGGCGCUGUCUAUCUCAAGUCGCUCCCGCUGCGCUCGGUCAACGAUUUCUCUCAGUUCCUCGAUGCCUUGUCCGGGGAGGGCAAGAUGGCCCUGUAUCCUUAUGACGCAGUGGCCAUGAACGUGCUUCGCAAAGUCCAGGCGAAGAAUGUUCUCACUGUGAACGAGUACGUAUUCCUCAUGACAUCUGGUAUUGAUUAUACCUGCUCAUCAAUAUCACCCAGAGGGCCGCCGUCCCACGUUAUCAUGUGGCACAGCGAGUUCAGUAUCUCGCCCUCGCAUCCGCCCUACGUGGUCUUCUUCUGUCUCAAGCCCCCCGAGUCCGGUGGCAAGACCGGCAUCUCGUCCUCGUUGGCGGUCUAUAACCGCUUGAAGACUGCGUGUCCUCGGUUUUUGAGGGGCUGUGUCGAGAAGGGCUUUUCGUACCCGGCUCCGCAUCAUGUGUCCGAGUCUGACACGACCUUCUUUGGGAACGGAUUGUACAAGAAGACUGCGUACGGACCCGCAGAUGGCAGUGACAUCACGCCGCUGCCGGAGGAAGACAGACGCAGGGUCGUGGAGGAGAGGAUCCGCGCCCUGGCCGAGCUCGGUGGCUGGUCUGAGGAGACCAGUAAAGAUACCAGCCUGCCUGCGUGGCAGCAAAGAGGGUUUGAUUGGAUGUGGAGACCGGAUGGCGUGGAUGUGUACCAGCGGGUGCCCGGAAUUCGGGAGCAUCCCACCCGCAAGACGGAUACUUUGUUUACCGCCCUUGGCUCUCGGUACAUCAACACCAAGAACCGCCAGACUUUCAAGCCGCCCCAUACCUACGUCAAUGAAGAGGGCAAGGAAGUCCUCUAUCUCCCGCCGAUGUACGCCGGCCUCCCCGAAGAUGAGCCCAUUCCUGAAGAAGACUUGGAUACCUUGCACAAUCUGCAGCAGGAGUUGUCUGUGAACAUUGAUUGGGAAAUUGGCGAUGUUCUGAUCAUCGACAACUUCGCUAUUCAGCACUCUCGUCUGCCUUGGACUGGGGAUCGCAAGAUCAUGGCGAGUUUUUGGGACCAAGAGGGAUUGAAGGCGAAGCCUGUGUCUAAGCUGGAUCUGUGA
Penicillium alfredii is the source of this 1311-nucleotide messenger RNA. RefSeq lists its product as uncharacterized. The record is from RefSeq and is a predicted model, not a curated record. Gene Ontology annotation, molecular function: oxidoreductase activity. Bases 1 to 1311 code for a protein of 436 amino acids. The transcript is spliced from 5 exons. NCBI's taxonomy places the organism in Eukaryota, Fungi, Ascomycota, Eurotiomycetes, Eurotiales, Aspergillaceae.